This is a messenger RNA of Cadophora gregata, 1590 nucleotides long. RefSeq lists its product as uncharacterized. The coding region runs from base 1 to 1590 and encodes 529 amino acids. NCBI's taxonomy places the organism in Eukaryota, Fungi, Ascomycota, Leotiomycetes, Helotiales, Ploettnerulaceae. The record is from RefSeq and is a predicted model, not a curated record. The transcript has a single exon.
AUGUUCCAAGCCACCGAAGAAUUCCUCACCUUCCGUCUCUUCUGUACCGAUACAUCACCGGAGCUGUCAGGUGCGUUCGAGUCUACGAGGUGGAAUCGCAUUGCCCUACAAGAGAGCCAUCAGUACGCAUUUCUCAGACACGCAAUAGUCACAAUCGGUAGCCUGAGCAAGAACAUCAAAGAAACUCUGAAUAAGAAUGAUAUCCCACCAUCCACUGGUCCAGAGCUAUGGAACAACCCACCCGUUUGGCUUAGAGGAAACAAUGAUUUCGCCUUGAGACAAUACAACAAAUUUCUGCGCGGCUCGCGACAAGCGCUCGUCACCGGGCCUGAAGGUCAAAGACUCGCCCUCAUAGUCUGCCUACUCAUAAUCUGUAUCGAGACGCUACAAUGGCAUCACCUUCAAGUCCUCUCUCAUAUCUACAGCGGCGUGCAACUUCUUGACUCUUUCCUCGCCAGCCAGGAAGUCGCCAUGCAAGCGGGAUUCCCACCAUACAUCAUAGAAAGCGAAAUCAUCGUGCAGUUCCGCAUGCUCGAAGUGGAAGCCAAGAUGCUGUUCGAUCCAUUCCCAGCUUCAAAUCACCAUAUUCAGAAUCUCGAAGGCCAGGUUCUGACUUCUUCCAUGCCGGAAUCAUUCUCUAGUGUCAAUGAAGCAAAAUACUACCUCGAUCUCAUCACUCGUCGAAUACGACACUUCAUCGCCUCAUCCCGACCAGUCAAGCCCUCAAAAACUAAUUCUGGGCAUGUGGAUACCUCUUGCAUCGACCCUGAAUUACUCAGUCUCACACCUCCAGGUCUCCGUAGCACGUUCGACAACCCUUCCCCUCCAUCCGUCCUUACAAGGGACCUCAAUUUCUAUACCUCCCUCACACACCUCACAUCUCUCCUAUCUACCUGGCAAUCAAGCUUCACGCCUCUCUUCCAGUCUGCCACCGACCCGUCGUCUCCAGCCUACCUCCCAACUCUUCUCCUGGCGAUCUCCUCCGAAGCCUUAACCAUCAACCUUGACACCGUAUUCAGCACCUCAACAUCACUCCUCCUUGCAUACGAUACCCACUUCUCCUCUUUCACCCGCAUCGUCGCUCUCUCCUCCACAAUCCUGCACCACCCUUCUUGUGCUUCUUUCCUCUCGCAAAACAAUAACAUAACAUCGUCCACCGGCCUAAUUGGCCCACUCCGUCUCGUCGCCGAGAAGUGCCGCAACCGCACACUUCGCCAUGAAGCUAUAUCUCUCCUUCGUCUCCGACCCUGGCGCGAAGGGGUCUGGUGGUCCUGCAGCAGCGCACAACUUGGUGCGUGGCUCGCUGCUGUAGAGGAAGAAGAUGUGGAUGAGAGAGAGGAAGUGAUGCCGGAGUGGGCGAGGGCGAGGUUGUUGGAGGUGGGUAUUUGGGAGGAGGGGGUGGUGACGACUGUCAAGGUUGUAGGUGUUCGGGGGGAAGGGAACGACGCGGCGGUCAGGGUUGGAGAGUGGGUUUGGAGGGUUUGCGGGGAGGAGGAGGGGGUGGGUGUUGUGGUUGGUGGGUGGGAGAGAGAUGUGGGGAGGUUGGUGAGUGUUGGUAGUGGGUUUGAGGAGGUUGGUGAGUGUUGGUAG